Messenger RNA from Psylliodes chrysocephalus, 747 nucleotides. The record is from the annotation of a GenBank genome assembly. NCBI's taxonomy places the organism in Eukaryota, Metazoa, Arthropoda, Insecta, Coleoptera, Chrysomelidae.
AUGAAAAGGAUGAUUAUUACAAAAAACUUAAAAGGCGCAGUGUUGGUUUGUGGUGAAAGCGCGUAUAAUACGAACAAUGGAAUGGGAAAACCUGUUACAAAAAAAAAGAACCUUAGCAAUAUAAAUCCCACCAAAAUUCCAAUGUGGAAUGUUCUCAGCACCCUUAAGAAAACUGAUGUAAAUAACCUACUAGUUGCUCAUUAUGGAGAAGAGUGGAAAAAUGAUUCCGUUUUAUUUUUUUACAAAUUUGCCUUAGAGGGGGAUGCAAUACCAGAUAAUGCUGUUGAGGAAGUCCCAUUAUGCGAACAUGUUGUAGAAGAAGAAAUCAACGUUGCAGUUUAAUUCAACCAUUUUUGAAAUAUUUUUUUAUUUUUAAAAUAUUUCCAUACUUUGUGAUGUUUUUGAUUAUUGCUAUUUAGAAUAAUUUCUUACCUACUUUUUAAGUGUUAAACUAAAUAAAAAAGAAUAAAUAAAACAUCUAAUACCUUGAAGUUAUUUUCAAAUCGAGCAAUCUCCAAUGGUUAGCUUCAUACUACACAAUCUUCAACAGUUUUUUCAAAUAUCUUCCUUUUUUUGUCAUUUUAAGAAAAAAAACGGGUAAAUGACCUUUGCAUAAUAAUAUAAGUAGGUUAAAAAAAUUAGUACGGAGAAAAACCGCUUUUUUAUUAAGUUAUUAAUUUUUUCCGUUUUCUGAAAAUUUGCCAAACAUGGAGAUUGCACACUUUGAAAUUAUACCCCUCAUAUAUU